UUUGUCUCGUGAAGAAUAUAUUAAAUAAAACUGUUCACUAAAUCGUUUUUUUUGCAAAUAAAAGCGAUCAAAACUUUUCAGGGAGAAAGAAAUUUAUUAUAGAAAUGUCUGGCAAGCGAAGAUCUGCGUUCAGUGUGUAUAAAAUGCAAGGAAGAAUGUCCGAAAGCGGUGCAAAUUUGCACACAGAAGACACUCAGUCUCAGAGUGACCAUGAGGAUGUGAAAUCAGCAAAAAUUGAUAAAAAUGAAAACGAAAUAGCCAGUAAUAACAUGCCAGGAGGGAAAAAAGCAAGACUUGUAGAGUCCUCUGUGGAAGGUGGCAAAAAUAACAAAACAGGCAAAAGUAAGCAGUUGUCCAGAGCUUCAAAGCUUCGACAGAGUAUAGGAAACAUUGGUUUGCAUAAAAAAAGGAAGGACAGGAAGAAAAUAGUGAAUGAAAAUGGUGAAAUAUCAGGAACAGACUCUGAUAAGGAUAACAUGAGGAUGAGGAGGGAUACACUAGACAUGUCACCAGGUAUCAAUGUUAAAACAAAGGAAAUGACCUCAACUGGAUUUUUAUGCAAAGUUAACUCAGAAAAUGAUGUUGCUGAACUGCCAAGAAAGACCUUUGAGUGGCUAAUUAGCCCUGUUAAAACUGAGAAAUUUUUCAGUGACCUUUGGGAGAAUAAACCACUCUUGCUCAAAAGACAUGCUGAAGAUUACUAUGAUGGCAUUUUUAGAGCUGAUGAUUUGGAUAGGAUAUUGCGGCAGAAUAAUGUGCAAUUUUCUGUAAACCUUGAUGUUACUUCGUAUAAGGAUGGUCAAAGAGAGACACACAAUCCUUCUGGAAGGGCCUUAGCUCCAGUCGUUUGGGAUUUUUAUCAGAAUGGUUGCUCUGUUCGUUUGCUCAACCCUCAAACAUUUUCAGACUCUGUGUGGAAACUUAACGCAACUUUACAAGAAUACUUUGGCUCAUUUGUCGGAGCGAAUGUAUAUCUUACACCUCCUAACAGCCAAGGUUUUGCACCUCAUUAUGAUGAUAUCGAGGCGUUCGUACUGCAGUUAGAAGGAAAGAAACACUGGAGGCUCUACGCUCCCCGGAGAGAUGGUGAAGUUCUCCCACGUUUUUCAAGCGACAAUUUGCGGGAAGAAGAUAUUGGAGAUCCGGUCUUAGAUAUAGUUUUGGAACCCGGGGAUUUACUAUAUUUUCCACGUGGAACAAUACAUCAGGCAGAUACAUUGGAUGGACCUCAUUCGUUACACAUCACUUUAUCGACAUACCAGAAGACAUCUUGGGGAGAUUUUAUGGAAGAGUUGCUGCCUAAGGCAUUGCAAAACGCUAUUGAGGAAGACGUUGAAUUCCGACGUGGGCUUCCAUUAAACUACCUUAGCUCGAUGGGAUUUACGAACGCCGAAACGUCGAGUAAAGAACGUUCAGAAUUCCUUCGUCGGGUGGAACAACUUCUCAUGAAGUUGAUCUCCCAUCUCCCAAUUGAUGCCGCUGUUGAUCAGAUGGGAAUCAAACACAUUCAUAACAGUUUGCCACCUGUCCUAAAUAGAGAUGAGAAAGAUUGCAGCGUAUUUAACGUCGGCGCACGAUGGCAAGAUGGCCAGAUUACAAAUGCUGUUCAACUCGAUGAAGAUACAGAACUAAGACUGGUUCGUAAAGAUUCUGUGAGACUUGUUGCAGAUGAGGAGGGAGUCACUCUUUACUAUAAUAUGGAGAACUCUCGAGUUUAUCAUGAACAAGAACAACAAUACAUGGAGUUUGCUUCCGAAGGGUCACCAAUAAUUGAACAGAUGAUAAAAGCAUUUCCAAACUUUGUUGAAGUCAAGAAUUUGCCUGGUGAUAACAUGGAUUAUAAGAUUGAUUUGUUAACAAUGUUAUAUGAGAAAGGAAUCGUUAUCACAAAGGAACCUCUAAUUGCCAAUGAUACUACAUGAAUACAUCACAUGCUAUA
Molecule: messenger RNA, 1939 nt
Organism: Dendronephthya gigantea
Lineage: Eukaryota; Metazoa; Cnidaria; Anthozoa; Malacalcyonacea; Nephtheidae
Product: ribosomal oxygenase 1-like
Exons: 14
Coding region: 105-1922 (605 amino acids)
Cellular component (GO): nucleolus
Molecular function (GO): histone H3K4 demethylase activity; histone H3K36 demethylase activity
Source: RefSeq, a predicted model, not a curated record